UUUUGCAAAUGAGAGAAGAAUUUCCCAUUUCCACUAUGUGGCCAGUUUGAAUCAUGCUAAUUGUGGAUGGAGGUUUUGUAAGCUGAUCUUUAAACAGCUGUUAAGAAUCUGGCCUCAGUAGCAAACCUAACCUAACCUUUUAUCCUGGUUUAUGAUAUUAUCAUGAAAUUGUAUUGAGUUAAGAUAAUACAUGUGUAAACAUGUAGCCUUCUGAAGGUUAUUUUAUAAUAGCAAUAAUGUGUUUCGUGGUUAUACAUGUUGGGGAUUUCUGUCUUUGACAAUAACUUCCCUGAUGGCACUUCAGGGGAAAAGGGGAUUUUUUCAAAAAAUUUGGUAUAUUUCCAUCAUUGAGAAGUAAACAAAGUUAUUCAGAGUGGUUUGAUGUGACAUAGUUCAUAAAAGAGAAAUGUACCAAUUUCUUUAUAAUGGAAGUGAUAAGAACCAGGGGAGCAUUUCACCUCAAACCACUUUGAGUCACUUUGUUUAUAUCUUAACCUUAAUUUAAGUAAUUUAAUGGUGGAAUUCCCUAUUAUUGGGCAUCAAGGCUUUGGUUUCCCCUUCAAUUUUAAUUGUUUUCCCACCUGGUGGAACACGCUUGCUUCCCUAGAUAGCAUAUCAAGUAUAAAAGCAGAGCAGUGCAAGCAUGAAGGUUCUCAGACUAGUGCUUUACAGCAUUCUGUUACAGUGCAUGUAGCCUUUCACAAGUCAUUCUAUAGGACAUGAUAAAGUCUUACAGUCAUAUGGUGCAACCUUUCUGACAUACGUUGUCAUUUCUAAACCAUAAGUGAUGGGCUAAACACGAAAACAGCUGUUUUGAACACCAAAACAGGUGUACUAACAUUAAAUAACGCGUGAGAUCACAGUGCGACAGUGUGGUGGGAGCUUGUGAAGCCAGAACCACACGUGUUGAAUAUCGGCUCACCUUGUCAUUGGAAAUAUCGGCACAUUGUCUUUGCCUCUGUGCACUAUACCGUACACUCAGAAGUCUGUUGAGAUGCCUGAGAGAGAGUUGUGACCCCACCUGGAUGCCUGUGAAGGUGUGUGCGAGUGUGUGUGCUCCACAGCUGUGUAGGUUUUAUUGCACAGUGUGAGUGCUGAACCAUGUAUAAGGCAGGGAAAAAAAUAACAAGACCCUGGAACAUUUUCUCCCUGGAGUUUUCUGUGAGUGUGUGAGAGAGAGUAUCUCUCUUUAUCACUCUCUCUUUAAAUCUCGCUUGCUCUCUUUAUCCUCCGUGUCUCUGUCUCUCUCUCUCCCCACCUCCCUUUUGCUCAGUGUACACACUUACACUCUAUCUAUCUCACUCACUCUCUCUCCCCACCCUCAGUCGUCUAUCUGUGAGUGUCCUCCUCCCUCUCUCCUGUCUCUCCUCCCUCCUUCCCUCCCUCCCUCUCUCUCACUCUCUCUCUUGCUCUCUCUCUCUCUCUCUCCUCGUGAGUGGAGUCUGGGCAUGGUGCCAGCUGGCGUGUAUGUUUUUUGAAUGAAUACCUGAUGAAGUUGGUGGAGGGCAGUGAGGCGAGGCAUGGGAGGAGCCGAGAGAGAGAGCGAGCGAGCGAGCGAGUGAGUGAGUGUGUGUGCGAGCGAGUGAGAACGUGUGUGUGUGUGAGUGCGAGUGAGGGCCUUGCAUAACACACGUUGGAGUGCUGCAUGCAGGCGGUCAGGCGGGCAGCGGGCGGUCAGGGCUCCGGCUCUGGGCAGCCUGUGUGUGACACUCAGGCACACUGGACGCAGCACGGUCCAGCUGUGGAGUCCCACACACUGCUCUCAUCCACGGCAGGGAGGGGAGAGAGACAUAUCCAGAGUGCGAGAGAGAGAGAGAGAGAGAGAAAAGAAGGGAAAACAGCCAGCCAGUAGCCAGUAGGGCAGAAGAGUUGGUUUAAAAGAUUUCACUGCCCUUCUGGACACCAAUAAGGGAAAGCAUCAAGGACCUGCAGUCUUUCUAGACAUUGCGGUUUCUGCUGCAGUCCUGGAGCCUUGCUUUCAGAGGGACAUGAUUCCGCAUGAACCACGAGCACAGCUCUUUUGUGGCAGGCGUGCGUUCUGUUGCUUUCGACUGAGAUCUGUGUCCAUCCGGCCCUAAACAGAGGAGAAAAGCUCCUUUCGCCGCCACUCUUCUCUCUACCCCCAUCCCAAUCCCCUCCAACAGCACCGGCCGACCGGUGGGUGGGCACGCUGUGUCAGAGAGACAUACAGAGAGAACAAGAGAGAGGGACAGAGGGAAAGGUCGAGAGAGAGAGAUAAACAGGUAGAAACAACCAGAGAGUCCAGCAGCCACAUACACCAUGAAGCCCACCCAGGAGCGGAGCAACGAGUGCCUGCCCCCUAAAAAGCGUGAGAUCCCAGCCAGCACCCUGCCCUCGGAUGAGAGGCCUGUGAUGAUGGCGCCAGCCAGCGAAAGCCAGCGGACAGGGAACUUGGCCUGGCUGGCCAGUGUUGCCAGUGGGCAGGAGAGUGGUGGUCAGCGCACUGGAAUGGCAGUGGGGUCCAACAGCCCUCAGUACAAACCGCUGGUUGAAUACUCACCUCCAUGCUCCACACAGUCCACCCGCAGUGCGACCGCAGUGACCAGCGUCCCGGCUGUGUACACGUCCCCUAUCUCUCAGCAUGGAGGCACCAUCCAGUACACACCCUUACCCCCGAACCUGCACUUCAUUAGCCCCUCUUAUGCUGCACCAUAUACAGGCUACAUCUCUCCACUCGUACACCCUCCUCCAGCUUCCACCACCAUCGCCACUUCCCAGAGACACACUGAAGCCUACGCCAGCGCCACCAACUCUCCUUCGUCAAAAUCUGAGCAGCACCACCCCCUGGGCCGCUCUCUCGGCCCACCUAUGUCGGACAGCACCCUCUCGCCACACUCGACCCAGUACGUCCAAAUCUCUGCCCCUCGGACUGCCCCUUCACCCCAUGCCCACCUCCCUCUGCACCUGCACCCUCAACACACGCUGGCCCUCAGUGGGCCCCCUCAGGUCCUGCUGCAGUACACCGAUGCACCUGCGCCCAAGAAGGAGGAGGCCAGGCCCAGAGAGGUGCUGAACGGGGAGCUGGAAAAGGUCCAGCGCUUCAGCUUGUCAGAAUCCAGUGCAGGAAAGCAGAGCAAAGGGUCCUUGUCCAGCCAGCAGCACCAUAUCCACCAGCAGCAGCACUAUGAGGCCAGGCACGUGGUGCUGCCUGCCGAGUAUGCACAGGACAUACGGACCUCACUAGUGCUAGUGCCCAACAGUCACAACUCCAGCAGCACUGAUCCAGGGGGCACUUUAGAUAAGCUGCCUCCUCCCUCUAUGCCAGAAAAAGGAGGGAUUUGUGCAGGAAAGCCCAUAACUCGUACUCCCUCUAGCUCCUCGUCCACCUCCCAUCCAUUUCCACCCCCACCUUUGCCUGUGGACGGUCUAAAGACGGCAGUUACCACGUUAUCCCCUCAUACAGUGAUCCAGACCACACACAAUGCGACCGAGCCGCUGUCCAUGGGCCUCACUUCCACGAACUUCUAUCCUGCUCAUCAGCCCAUUAUUGGUUACAUUGCAGGCACGGGUCAGCAACAGCCUCUCGGCUACCACACCAGCCUGCCUCAACACCUGGUCAUCCCUGGGGCUCAGCCGGUCAUUAUCCCUGUAAGUGGUGCAGAGCCAACUGCCACAUCCGCAGCCACAGCCUUUCCCGCAGCACUACCCCAUGCGUUUGUCACCUCAGCAGCCCCCAAAGGUGAAGCCUUCGAAUCCCUGGCCCCCUACCCCCACCCAGCGGGGGCCAUGGUUCAGGCCCAGCUCCACCUGCCCAUGGUCCCAGCCCCUGCCAGCCUACUGGCCACUCCGCCUCCACCUUCAGCCCCAUCGCUGCCCCCUUACUUCACAAAGGGCUCCAUUAUCCAGCUUGCAGACGGCGAGCUGAAGCGAGUGGAGGACCUGAAGACGGAAGACUUCAUCCAGAGCGCCGAAAUCAGCAGUGAGCUGAAGAUCGACUCCAGCACUGUAGAGCGCAUUGACAGCAGCCAUACGCCUAACUUUGCCAUCAUCCAGUUUGCAGUGGGAGAGCAUCGCUCGCAGGUCAGUGUGGAGGUGCUCGUGGAGUACCCCUUCUUUGUUUUCGGUCAGGGCUGGUCGUCCUGUUGUCCGGACCGGACCACCCAGCUGCUGGAGCUGCCCUGCGCCAAACUGUCAGUGGGCGACGUCUGCAUCUCACUGACUCUCAAGAACCUGAAGAACGGCUCACUGAAGAAGAGUCAGGGUCAGAUCCCGGACGUGGCGGGCCUCGGGCCGCCCCUCAAACCGCCCAAAGCACCCUCGGGUGGGACGCGAGGUGGAACACGGCACAAGGAGCAGGAGAAUGGACUGAGGCAGUGCGGCAGUCAGGGAGGGCCAGGUAAUCAGGCCAGCGCGGAGAACGGAGAACUGAGGUUUGGGGAGAGGGGAGCCUGCAAAGCCUCACAGUCCUCAGAGGCAGAGUCCAUCAGCAAACCCCCAGGCCGCAAGCGGAGGUGGUCGGCCCCCGAGGGCCGCAAAGUGGAGAAGCCGGAGGAGGAGCCCCCUUUGACUCUUCCCAAGCCUUCUUUCAUCCCUCAGGAGGUUAAAAUCAGCAUUGAAGGCAGAUCAAAUAUUGGCAAGUGAAAAGCCCAUCGGACUGUCAGAUUGUGGUUUUGAAUUGAAUGGAAAAAAAUUUACCCUCACAAUGUUCUUCUCACUUUCAUUUUGAUCUUUGAAUAUUGUUUUUUUUAUAAUUUCAGUUUUAAAUUCUCUAAUUUUGUUUUGUUUUUUUUCUAUCCAGAUUACUGUACCGUAGGCUAAAUUAACUCAGUAUAGGCCGAUACCUACCACCUUAUGUGUAGUAAUAACAUUUUAGUAGGUGCAUUGAAUAUAUACAGGCAAUUGGUGCAAUUUUCUCUCUUUUUUUUUUGUCUGGGCAAAUCUGGGGCAGGUAUAGUGCAAGGUGAGGAGGGUUUAUAUAGGACACCUGAGCACUGCAUGAUGCCCUCCAGGGUACAAAAUAUCUUACAACCUUUUCAGCCCUACAUCUGUCUAACUUUUUUUUGUCCUGUCAUAACACGAGGGGGAUGAUUUGAAGGGCGCCCACUGAAGUAGCACUAAAAGGGAUGCCUUGGCGCACGUAGUGCAUUAGUCCCGGCUCCAUCCAUAUUUGAGCAUAAGAGAGAGGAUGGAGGUUUGGUGUGGAUGACAUUGCUCAGGGAGGCAGGACGGAAAUCACUCCUUCACUGGCUGCAGGAGAUUACAUGAUGUCAGCCAUCCUGCUCAAGCAGUCUCAUCUGAGAUUUAGGCGUAAAAAAAGACAAUCCGAAGACCGUUGCAAAGAGAUCUGAGGGACAUCGUAAGAGAUGUCGGUUCAGCAUAGAUCGCGUUAGCUUUUAUUCUGAGUAAUAGACGGGCACCUGAAUACUAAGGUACAUACCAGGCCGGGUGCUGUAACACAAUCAGAGUCAGAGAAGUUGAGAAGUGAGACGUGUCAUCAAGCAGUGCCAGUUGCUCCUUAGGAAAAGAGGGAACUAUGUUAAUAGGCUCAGAGACGGCUUUUAUAUAUUCAACUGUCGAACCAUUUUAUUUUAUUCUUUUGUAGUUUUGCUUAUUAUUUUCUUAAACCCUCCUAUCUGACCUGAUGGGUAGAUUUUUUUUUGCAAUGAAUGUGUAAACCUUGCAAUCAGGGGUCACUUUCAGUCAUGUAGACACAGCAUGAGUUCUUGUCUAUGUAUACGUGUGAGGACGUGUCUCUAAAGGUUGAGGUAUAUGUAGAGGGGUAAAGAGACGACUCGUUUGGUGCAAACUUACCAGUUAUUUUUCACUGUAAUGAAAGAAAGCUGGUUAUUUGAGAGAAAGUGAGAGAAAGUCGCUGGAGAAGGGAGGGACAGGUGGACGAAGCACUUUACGCACCUGUCACACUCACUAGCAGAUAGUUAUUUUAAUCAAUUUAGUCCUUAUUAUUAUUAAUGUUAUUAUUAUUAUUUCCUCUUAUUAUUAUUAUUAUUAUUAUUAUUAUUAUUAUUUGAUCUCUGAACAUGAACACAGUACUGUACAGUAUGUUGUAUUUGACUGGCGGGGGAGUAUAGCGCUCUGUGGAAAAGUGGAGGGCUUACAGGUGCCCCUCGAUCUGUGAAUAGAAUGAAUGUGAAUGGUGAAGACGGACGAGAGCAGAAAGCCGAAAGGCAGAGAGAUAGAGAAGCACUUUGCUGCUCUGGUCUGUACAGCUCCUCUUAAAAGAGAAUUCCACCAGUUUUUUUUAAUUUAUGCAUAAUUCAAUCAUUGAGUUGUAAGAACUUGUUCACUGUUUUGAUAUGAAAGGGUUCAUUGUAAAGGAACUCAGAUUUCUUCACAGUGAUGGUGAUUGGAUGUCUACAACAACCAAAAUGUAUGUACUAUCCAAAAUAACUAGUGAACCAACAGAGUUUUUAUAUGAAAUAUUGAUGAUGAUAAAAUAGUAGUAAAUCUUUGGUAGUAUUUUGCCUUACAAAAUCCUGCACAUACGUUUGAAAGCAUUAAAAAUAAUGGCACUUAAACCCCCUCACCAACACUGUGAACAAUUCUGCGUAGGUUUUCUAGAACAGAGCAUUUCACAUCAUAACUUUGUGUACAUUUUAAUGCUUCAGUUAUGCAUAAAUAUGAAAAAUCGAUGAGGUUCUCCUUUAACAGUGAGCUAGAAAGGCGUCCGAACUCUUCAAUAAAGUGUAGCAUGGGCACGGCCCAUGAAGCGACUGCCAUUGUAAUCAUCGUAAUGAAAGUGUAUGAGUGUGAUCGCAGGCAGGAGUAGGGCUUCAGAGGUAAUGAGACUGUCCAAAUAUGCCAUGAGGAGAGAGAGAGAAAGUGCAUGUGAGAAACUCUGGACACAGAAAUUUUAGUGGGGUUUAAGGGUGUCCUGUACACGUUUGUUUAUAAUGUACGCAUGUGGAUGUGCAUGCACACACACACGCGCACAAGCACACAUUUACUUCUCGGUUACGUGUCUUUAUAUGUCUUUUUUGUACAUUACCAUGUAUAGAAAUGCAUAUACUGUAUCUGAAUCACUGUAUGCAGUCCAUCUCCCAAGACACUGAAGGGACACCUUAGUGUGAAAUCACAAAGCAUGUAGUACUUUCAGUGGUCUGGAGUGUGUGCGUGUGUGUGCGUGUAUGUGUAUGUGUGUGUAUAUGUACAUUCUGUGUGUGUGAGAGAGAGAGUGGUAUAUGUGUUUGUGUGUUUGUGUAUGUAUAUAUAAUAUCACACAUAUUAUAUAUAUAGAAAUAUUGGUAACACUUUACUGAAGAGCAGCAUUCAACGCUACAAGACACCUACAUAAGACUUUCAUGACAACUGAUGUAAACCUGUAUAUAAAGGCUUAUUCCAACCAUUUGUCAUAACACUUACUGAGGACAAUGAAAUUGACAAAGCAUUCUUUGGAUGUUGGAAUAAGCCUUCAUAAAUGUUUCUGAAGCUUUAUGUCAGGCUUAUGUAAGAUUCAAGUAGUCUUAUGAACGCUGCCCUUCAAUAAAGUGUUCCCAAAAUAUUUGUCCAGUGUUUCUGUUUAAAGUUCUACUUAAGAGAAUCUUGCAGUUUGCACAUCUGGAGAGGUAGUAACAUGACUUUUUAUUAUUUUGUUUUCAGCCAUGGCUGAAAACCCACUUUUACUGAAAUGUAGCAGUUACUUAACAAGUUCGCUCGGCUUGCUGGUCUGACGUGGCCUCCUUUUUUACUCCUUUGCUUACUUAACUCACACACGUUUUCAGACGCUUAUGAGGACUGUCUAAUACACAUACACAGAAACGCACUCAAAGCAGGUAGUGAGGAGGAGCCACGGCCUAAAGCCCGCACACUUGUUGAGCUCUCUGAUUGAUGGCUUUGUUCAGGUGUAUUUGAAUAGGUGACCUGGCCAGGGUGGGCGAUGGUGAUGAUGAUGGAUGCUUGGAUGGAUGUAUGGAUGGAUGGAUAAUUGGAUGGAUGUAUGCUUGGAUGGCCUGAUGGAUGGUGGUGGGUGGGUGAAUGCACCCCAUAUUCAAUUUGAAAAUGCUUUAUUUUUUUAUAAUAAAACAGGGUUUCUCAGAUCAACAUCACAACCGUGCAUUUUUUUCUUUUUUUUUUUAAAUCAUUUCGACAUUUCACUUCAUACCCUCUCUUUGAAGAGUGUGUAUGUGUGUGCGUUGAAUGCAAAUGUUUAGGUAGGGUAUCUUGAGAAAGCAACGGCUUCGAAAAAGCAGAUAUGAUUAUGAACUGUUAGCUUUGGGCCAAAAGGUAGAAUUUUAUUUUUAGUUUUGUUUUUUCAUUUUAUUUAAGCAUUAGUUCAGCCGCAUCUCAUCUAUUGCCAUGCCUUUUCAUUCUCUGUGUUUAACUUUGAUUUCUGUCAUGCUGUUUCUGUGCUAUUCUGGUUUUUCAUCAAAUGGCUUCUCUCUUUCUGCUUGCAUAGGUUCGCUAUAGGUAUACACAAGAAGCAUUCCAAAUAAUGACACAGCAAUAACCCUAGUCUCCAGUAUUCAAACCAAAAAGGAAAACAGAUUAUUUAUGGCGGAAGCCCAGUUGUUGCUCCACUAUCUAGGCUAACAGUCUGGCGUUCUCCUCCUCGUCGCAGUUUGCACGGCCAGCCCGUUGUAUCUUCAGGGAGAAAUGUAAAGCGUAUAUGCAGUGACAGCAUCUGUCCCUCUAAACCCAGCUCAACCCUCUCCUGCUAGUGACCUCUAGACCCUGUUCAGGUACACUCAUGCAAAACCAGUAACGCCUCGCACCUGUUUACCUGCCACAACCGCCAGCUACCUUUAAUGGCUUGGCCUGUAUGUGCAACUGCAAACCCCAGCACAUUAUCUUUAUCUCUCUCUCUCUUUCUCUCUCUCUCUUUCUCUCUCUCCAUCAUUUUCAUUUUAGAGCCAUAGAACCUAGUCAGUAUUUUUACGUUCCUGAUAUCCUGGUUUGAGUGUAAUGUGCGAGUUAUGAGAGUAAACAUGGAACAAAAGCCUGUUUAGACGCAGACAGAAAUAGCACAUGCAUUCUUACACUGAUGCAUACUGUAUAAUCACUCAACACGUCUUCAUUGGCUAGGAACGUUACCGGCACCAACAGAGAAGAAAAGAUCAUUUGUUUGUAUCUAUGUGUGUAGUAAUGGAAACUGUGUGCAUACAUGUGUGUUUGGGCUGUGAUGUAUGUCAGUCAGUCCUUGUGAACCAGAAGGUACUGGUGGAAUAACUUAUACAGAAGCAAAUACUCAUUUACUACCCACAGCCACCAACAGUAUGCAGAGAGAAGAUUUUCCAUGCAAUGCUCAAUAUACAAUGCUGGGAAAAAGUCAGAGGGCACUCUUCCUUUCCUUUUAAGUUUCACGUCAAAACGGCCACUAAAUACAAGUUAUUUUAUUUACACAAAAGCCUCAAAAACUAAUAUUCAUUUUUGUAGUAUUUACAGUGUCCAACCUUUGCAUUUAUUACUGCUUCCUUACUUUCCAUGAGACUUGCUUUUAUUUUUUCUAUAAUUCAGCAGGGAUAUUUUUCUGCACCAUCAAAGUUCAGUAUUAGAAGUAGGUUGGUUUUGAUUGUCUGAUCCAAGUAAUCCUAAACACAUUCAGUGAUAUUAAGAUCUAUUUCCUUUUCUCAGUAAAAGCUUCUUGACAGCUGCACAUCCUUUCAGACUGACAGUGUUGAGUUGUCUUCUCACAGUGGAAGGAUGGACAAACACCUAUGGAUUUUUUCAGAUGUGAAGCAAGAGUGAAUUUUGAUUUCUCAAAGAGAAAAGCUUUAAGUGCUGUUUACCUGAUGGUGCCAGUUUUGGUGGUCUAUGAGGUCUUGCAUGGUUGUUAAGAGUCCCAUUUUCUCUAUAUAUUUUAAUCAUUUUCAUCAACUCCUGUUUUAGAAGCUCCUGAUUUGUUUUUUGUUUUUUUUUCGUUUUUCAUCUAAAUGUCCACUUCCUUGUGCAAGAUGAUUAUUUUUUAUCUAAUCUCCUCAGAAAAGUGAAUAACUUGUACUUAAUGGCUGUUUUAACUCGAGAUUAAACAAAUGAAGGGUGGUCACUGACUUUUGCUCAGUACUGUAUGUUGUGAGAGUUGUAGUGGCCAUUAUUGGGAAUUUGGUGUAAUCAUUGAAAUGUCAGGUUUGCUCUGGUAUCAUUUUAAGAAAUGUGCAAUUCUCAAAAUUAAUUCUCCCAUGAUUGUGCCAUGUGCAGUACUUAUUCUUUGGCCUUGUCCUGUUUUUUUACUAUUUACAGUUUUCCUCUUAUUAAGAAGCCUAAGCCCUGUUUCUUAUUUCUCUGAUUUGAUGUUUUUUUGCAUAAAUGAACUCCAUAGUACUUGAAAAUAAAAGACUUGGACAGGUUGUUGUAAGGAAAAAAAUUUUAAUUGAUACAGAACCUUUACAUUACAUGUCUGAUUUAGGUCUCUCUGAGGAACCCUUUUAGCACCUUUAUUUUUAGGAGCACUGACUGACUCUUAUUGGCUGACAAACAGCUAAUGACCCAGUAUUCAAAGGAUUCAAACUGUUAAUCCACAUAUCCAGUAUGGAUCUACAAAGCUUUUUAUUGGAAGCUUAACAAAUGAAAUGUGAGCAUUGGCAAUAAAACGUAAAGCAUAUUCAUCAACUCAAGUUCAACUUAAGUUUGAAGAACGUGAAUGUGAAAUGUGGUUUGAGGAUUUCUGCUUGUAUUCUAAAUAGCAGAACUUCCAUAAAAGUCCCCUCCAGCUGUAAAAGAACUCAAACCUAAACGCAGAGUACAUGUAGCAUUAUUCAUUCAUUACGCAUGUGAUGUGUCUGUGACUGAUCAGUACGGUUUGCCUCUGUAUUGGUUCCAGGGACUGUAACUUCAUCAUCGGUUAGAGAUGCUGACCCCUCAGCUAUUACAUUGCAUCUGUCCAGUUUUGCACAUUUCCUCUCUUCUUUCUCAAUACAUUGUUUUUCUUUUUGUU
Colossoma macropomum (tambaqui) is the source of this 10849-nucleotide messenger RNA. It is a transcript of the gene atxn1a, whose product is annotated as ataxin 1a. The record is from RefSeq and is a predicted model, not a curated record. Gene Ontology annotation, molecular function: RNA binding; protein binding. Gene Ontology annotation, biological process: nervous system development; negative regulation of transcription by RNA polymerase II. Lineage: Eukaryota; Metazoa; Chordata; Actinopteri; Characiformes; Serrasalmidae. The transcript has 3 exons. Gene Ontology annotation, cellular component: nucleus. Bases 2281 to 4602 code for a protein of 773 amino acids.